CUUAAAAGAACGGGAUUAAGUGAUUGACACGAUACACGCGCUGAUGCAGCAGCCCCGUGGGACAGUUCUUCUUAGCGUGUGAAGCCCCGGGUUCGAUUCAGGGAAGGAAAGCAAAGACCAAUAAACCAACAACAGAAACAAAAUAACCCAUAAAGCAGUCGUCAGAAAAGAAAAGGGCAAGGGUAAGAAUAAAGAAGGAAAUUCUUGAGCAACAGAGGCCGGAGGUGAGAUGAUCCUGUGGCUAGCUAUAGGACUGAACUUUCUGCUCCGAUGACACCAACAGCUCUCACAUGGAAUCCAGGAUAUUGUCCUGGCACUGGAUUAGAAGUUCACCUGGAGGUAGACGUGACUGAAGCCUUGUCCUACCCCCAUGUUCUGGCAUUUUGGGCCUCCCUCAACCUGCUUUCAAAUGUUUGACUUUAAUUUUGUCAUACCCUGCAGCAGGAAUUGCUCGUCAAUGAAUAGAGCCCUUGCUCCCACUUACAUGAGGCCGCAGGGCAUCAACAGUUUCUGAGUUCAUUGUUCGGGCUUUGCCACUCGGGAAGAUUUUUGCUAACAUGUAUUUGGUGAGGGACGUGGUGAAAGUGGGGGUGUAAGUUUGGACCCAGCAGCUCAGGUUACGAAAACCAAUGGCAGGAAAGUGGCAUUUCUUCCGAUACAUCGGUUGAGGGUGUGCCACUGUGUGCCAGACAUGGGAAUGCAUCGGUGUGAUGUGACUCAGCCGAUCCUCUUGAAGACUCAAAUAAGGAAAAACAUCACCUGUGCAUUCUGGUGACGCUGCUCAGGACAAGACGGUGAUAUUUGAGGGGCUCAACCCAAAGGGCUUCCUAUGGGAAGUGGAGUGCAAUGGCUCUCUCAUGCGAAGCUUUCUAUAGAUGAUUCAUGGAAGCUGCCGCCGGAAAGCAUGUACAAGUUGCAUCGGGGCCACGAGUCCAUGCACUUGGAGAUGAUCCUAAUCUUCUUCGCCGCCCUGUUCGCCGCCCAGGUGGUGCUGGUGCAGUGGAGGCAGAGGCAUGGCCGCUCCUACAACCUGGUGACCUUGUUGCAGAUGUGGUUCGUCCCUUUGUAUUUCACAAUAAAGCUUUACUGGUGGCGGUUCCUGUCUCUUUGGGGAAUGUUCUCCAUUGUCACCAGCUACGUCCUCUUCAGAGCAACUCGCAGACCUCUCUCAGGAAAAACGCCACGGUUGGUCUACAAAUGGUUUCUUCUCAUCUACAAACUCAGCUAUGCGUUUGGUGUGGUGGGCUAUUUGGCGAUCAUGUUUACAAUGUGUGGAUUCAAUUUAAUUUUCAAAAUCAAAGCCAGAGAUUCCAUGGACUUUGGCAUCGUGUCCCUGUUCUAUGGCCUCUACUACGGAAUAAUGGGGAGAGACUUCGCUGAGCUCUGCUCUGAUUACAUGGCUUCGACCAUAGGGUUCUACAGCGACAGUGGGAUGCCCACCAGGAUACUGUCAGACGAUAUCUGUGCCAUCUGUGGGCAGAAGAUCCUUGUGGACGUUGAUGAAGAAGGACUCAUUGAAAACACCUACCAGCUGUCAUGCAGUCACAUCUUUCACGAGUUCUGCAUCCGAGGCUGGUGCAUCGUUGGGAAAAAGCAGACGUGCCCUUACUGCAGAGAGAAGGUGGAUUUGAAGAGAAUGAUCAGCAACCCCUGGGAGCGCACGCACGUGCUGUACGCGAAGAUCCUCGACUGGCUUCGCUACUUGGUGGCCUGGCAGCCCGUGGUGAUAGGAAUCGUUCAAGGCAUCAACUAUUCCCUAGGGCUGGAGUAGAUCCACAGGCUCACUCAAGAGCCACGCUCCGCCUGAGGGAAACAUUUCCAAGCCUUUGGUCCUAUGUUCAGUAUUGGUGUGCGUGUGUGUAUGUAUGUGUAUAUGUGCGGAUUUUAUUUUCAAUUUUAGACAUAACCCCGAGUCCAGAAAACUAAACAAAAACGUGAUGUUACGUUUAAUUUAUGUCUGUGUAAAGAAUUAAAGAGAAGCAGAACCACG
Molecule: messenger RNA, 1990 nt
Organism: Jaculus jaculus (lesser Egyptian jerboa)
Lineage: Eukaryota; Metazoa; Chordata; Mammalia; Rodentia; Dipodidae
Gene: Rnf175
Product: ring finger protein 175
Exons: 9
Coding region: 830-1771 (313 amino acids)
Cellular component (GO): endoplasmic reticulum membrane; Golgi membrane
Molecular function (GO): ubiquitin protein ligase activity; metal ion binding
Source: RefSeq, a predicted model, not a curated record